This is a messenger RNA of Cicer arietinum (chickpea), 3125 nucleotides long. Its product is annotated as G-type lectin S-receptor-like serine/threonine-protein kinase At4g27290. Gene Ontology annotation, biological process: protein phosphorylation; recognition of pollen. Gene Ontology annotation, molecular function: ATP binding; protein serine/threonine kinase activity. NCBI's taxonomy places the organism in Eukaryota, Viridiplantae, Streptophyta, Magnoliopsida, Fabales, Fabaceae. The record is from RefSeq and is a predicted model, not a curated record.
CUUCAUGUUACAGCCACCUACGUACUCCUUCCUUUUUAUUUCAAAAUUGUCUUCUUCUCUUUUCUUCCAUUUUUGAACUUCAAGGAAGCUUUCAAUCACAAAACCUUCAACUAUAAAGUUGUUUCACUACUUGAAAGGAAUACAAAGAGCUAAUGAUCAAUAGUUGAGAAUAAAACAGUAUUUUUGGAAAGCAACUUGGCAUUCAUUUCCUUUCAAAAGCGGUUGAGAUUAUGGAAGACAGCGCUUACUUCUCAAAUGCAAGUUGAAGUUGAAUUCCCUUUCUUUCCUUUCUAUUCAUUAUAAUCUCCAACCAAAUAAGGAAAAUUUGGUCAUAGCAAUAAAUACUUUGACAGUAUUAUAAGCAUAGUUUGCACCUCAACUCCAUUAUUGUUGCAAUGCUAAUCCAGGCGUAUCCUCUGGCUUCUAUAACCAGAAGCACAUCCACACCAAAACCCAUCCACCCUUAUCAUCUAUCUACUUAGAUAGUGCACAAACGUAGCUUAAAAAUAAAAUAAACUGAUGGAUAACAACACAAUAGUAUUCUGUCUGUUCUUUUUAGUCUCCUUCAUGAGAGCAAGCACUUCACUUGACAGUUUAGCCGUUAAUCAAUCCAUCAAAGAUGGCGAAACAUUAGUUUCAGCAAAUGGAACUUUUGAAAUGGGUUUCUUCAGCCCUGGAAAAUCAAGAGGUCGAUAUUUAGGUAUGUGGUACAAGAAUUUAACCCCUGUAACCGUUGUCUGGGUAGCUAACAGGGAAACACCAGUGCACAAUAAUUCAGGAAUCUUAAAACUCAAUGAAGAUGGAACUCUUGUGAUUCUCAAUGGCACAAACAACACCAUUUGGUCCUCCAACACGACAACGAAAGAAGCGAAAAAUUCAAUAACUGCACAGCUCUUGGACACGGGAAAUCUUGUGUUGAAAAUUAGGCAUGAUAAUAUUUUGUGGCAGAGUUUUGAUUAUCCAAGUGAUACAUUAUUACCUGGAGUGAAGCUUGGAUGGAACUUAGUUACUGGUCUUAAUAGGGUUCAAUCGUCAUGGAAAAGUGUAGAUGAUCCAGCAAUGGGAGAUUAUACUAGUGGUGUUGACCUCAGAGGAUAUCCUCAAGUAGUUAUUAAAAAGGGAUCUGUCAUAAGAUUGAGAAUAGGAUCAUGGAAUGGACGUGCUUUUACUGGAUAUCCAACACAACCAUUGAAACAAAAGCAAAAAUUUGAAUUUUUUCAGAAUUCUAAAGAAGUGUAUCAUACCUAUGAAGUCGUUGAUAGCUCGGUUGUUUGCAUAUACAAACUAUCACUUUCAGGAAAUUUGCAGGCUAUAGCUUGGACAAAUCACUCAAGCAAUAGGAUAAUUAUCUACACUGGCGCGGAAGAUUCAUGUGAUAAUUACGCUAUGUGUGGUGCUAAUUCUGUAUGCAAUAUGAAUGGAAAUGUUCCUAAAUGUGAAUGCUUGAAAGGUUAUGUUCCUAAGUUUCCUGAUCAAUGGAAUAUAUCAUAUUGGUCUAAUGGUUGUGUUACAAAAAUUAAAUCAGUUUGUGGAAACAAUAACACAAGUGGUUUCUUGAAAUAUGGAGAAAUGAAAUUGCCAGACACGUCUUCAUCAUGGUAUAAUAAGAGUAUGAACCUUGUGGAAUGUCAAAAGUCAUGUAUGAAAAAUUGUUCUUGUACAGCUUAUGCAAAUAUGGAUAUCCGAAGAGGAGGUAGUGGUUGUCUUCUUUGGUUUGACGAUCUUGUUGACAUGAGACUAAUUUCUCAAUGGGGACAAGACCUCUAUAUCAGAGUCCCUUCUUCAGAAUUAGACCACGUCACUGUUGAUGUCCCUAGAAGCAAGAAGAAACUGUUGAUGCGGAUCAUAAUUGGCCUGAGUAUUGUUGGAUUUUUCACAUUUGGCUGCAUAAUAAUAUUUAUAAGGAGAGUGACAUUAUUUCAACGGGGGCAAGUAUAUUCUAAAUUGAGAAAGGAAGACGUGGAUUUGCCAAUGUUUGAAUUUUCCGCCCUUGUUAAAGCCACUAAUAACUUUUCUAGCGUAAAUAAACUUGGGGAAGGUGGAUUUGGACCGGUGUAUAAGGGCACAUUAAUAGAUGGGAAGGAGGUAGCCAUAAAACGUCACUCAAAGAUAUCAGAUCAAGGAUUGGAGGAGUUUAAAAAUGAAGUUGUGUUGAUUGCAAAACUUCAACACCGUAAUCUUGUGAAGCUUCUUGGUUGCUGCAUUCAUAGAGAGGAAUUGUUGUUGAUAUACGAAUACUUGCCCAACAAGAGCUUAGACUACUUCAUCUUUGAUGAAUCUAGAAGCAAGCUCUUGGCUUGGCCUCACCGUUCCCACAUUAUUGUCGGCAUUGCUAGAGGACUUCUAUAUCUUCAUCAAGACUCUAGACUUAGAAUUAUCCAUAGAGACUUGAAAACCAGCAAUAUCCUAUUAGAUGCUCAUAUGAAUUCAAAAAUCUCGGACUUUGGCUUGGCUCGGACAUUUGGGAGCGAUCAAGUUGAAGCCAAAACGAAAAAAAUGAUUGGAACGUAUGGUUACAUGCCGCCAGAGUAUGCUGUACAUGGUCGUUAUUCCAUGAAAUCAGAUGUGUUUAGUUUUGGCGUAAUAAUACUAGAGAUAAUCAGUGGAAAUAAGAUUAAGGGGUUUUAUGACUCGGAGCACUCUCUCAAUCUUCUUGGACAUGCAUGGAAACUCUGGAAUGACAACAUGCCACUUGAAUUGCUAGAUACACAUUUAUUUGAGAUGUGUGUUUCUUCUGAAGUCAUACGAUGUAUACAUGUUGGGUUAUUGUGCGUACAACAAAAUCCUGGAGAUAGGCCUGACAUGUCCUCUGUCAUUCUUAUGUUGAAUGGUGAGAAACUAUUGCCUCAACCGAAGGCUCCUGGAUUUUAUACUCAAAGUAGUUCACCUGAAACCAUGUCCCCCUCUUCAAAUCAGAUGUCACUUACAGAUUUUGAGGCCAGGUAGAAUAUGAAGAAUCAAACCAUUAAAAUGUAUAUAUUAAUAUAGUAUUGAAUACUUAAUGUUGAGACAUAACAUGUGAAUAUCUUUUACUUUUUUGUAUUGAUUUAUAACUUACUUUUUUUUUCACAAGAUCUAUAACUUACUUGAACUAGUUUUACGUUGAAGGUCAAAUGUGUAUCUUA